AUGUUCACUCUACCGCAUCCUUCAACUAUUAGAAAAUGGUUAAGUAGUAUAGAAUGUGAACCUGGCUUCUUGGAAGAAGUACUUUUGUUUUUGAAACAAGAAGUUUCUAAAAAUUCUUGGCUUCAAGAUUGUUCACUUGUUCAUGAUUCAAUGUCUUUAAGAAAGCAACUAGUUUGGGAACCAGAUAAAGGUAGAUAUGCAGGAAAUGUUGAUUUUGGUACUGGUGAAAAUUCUGAAUUAGCAACUGAAGCUUUAGUAUUAAUGAUAGUUAGCUUAACUAGACAGUUUAAAUGGUUUUUUUUAUGUCAACAAAAUUAA
Messenger RNA from Macrosiphum euphorbiae (potato aphid), 318 nucleotides. The record is from the annotation of a GenBank genome assembly. NCBI's taxonomy places the organism in Eukaryota, Metazoa, Arthropoda, Insecta, Hemiptera, Aphididae.